AUGCGCGCAAUUGCAAUUAAUAAAUGGUUAGAAAAUGUUGACGAAAUUUCUGUUUCUGAUAAUGUACCUGAACCAGAAUUGGUCAAAGGACAAGUGUUAGUUCAGAUAAAAGCGAUUGGUCUUAAUUUCUUUGAAAUACUAGAGGUACAAGGAAAAUAUCAACAAAAAUUUCCAUUUCCUUUUAUUCCAGGUGCAGAGUUUUCUGGAGUAAUUAUAAAAAUACACCCAGAAACCAAAAACAGAAAGCUAAAAAUUGGUGACCGUGUUUUUGGCCAAGCACGAGGAACAUACGCAGAACGAGUUGCCGUACAAGCAACAAACCUACAUCCGAUUCUGGAUGGAAUGAGUUUCGAGGAUGCAGCCGGGUUGUUCAUCACGUAUCCGACAAGUUAUGCUGCUUUGGUACUUCGUGCCCAAUUGAAGAGGAAUGAAUGGUGUUUGGUGCAUGCGGGUGCAGGCGGUGUUGGUAUCGCUGCUGUGCAGGUUGCAAAGGCUCUGGGAGCUAAAGUAAUCGCGACUGGAGGUUCAAUAGAGAAAUUGGCAGUUGCAUCACAGAAUGGAGCAGAUUAUGUUAUAAAUUAUAGGGAUAAAGAUUGGACAAGACAGGUAAAGAAAAUUACGGGUGAUCAUGGUGUCGAUGUGGUAUUUGAUCCCGUUGGGCUCAUAGAAGAAUCAAUGAAAUGCAUAGCAUGGAAUGGUCGAUUAGUAGUAAUUGGAUUUGUGAGUGGUAAAAUCGAAAAAAUAUCGAUGAACCGUGUCCUUUUAAAAAACUGUGCAAUCCUGGGUUUAUUCUGGGGUGCACAUUACGAAUACGCAGAAGAAACAGUCCCGGUAGUUUGGGAUGCACUCUUACAUCUAUUCAGAACCGGACGAUUACGUCCAGUUGUUUAUCCUAAAGUGUUUGAUGGAUUGGAAAAUGUUAAAGAGGGAUUGAAAGCGUUGGAAGGUAGGCAAACAUUUGGAAAGGUGGUCGUUAGACAGAAUAGUAGUAAAACUGAUAAUGUUGUGCAGAGUAAGAUUUAA
Molecule: messenger RNA, 1023 nt
Organism: Ambispora gerdemannii
Lineage: Eukaryota; Fungi; Glomeromycota; Glomeromycetes; Archaeosporales; Ambisporaceae
Source: the annotation of a GenBank genome assembly